Messenger RNA from Octodon degus (degu), 528 nucleotides. Its product is annotated as regenerating islet-derived protein 3-alpha. NCBI's taxonomy places the organism in Eukaryota, Metazoa, Chordata, Mammalia, Rodentia, Octodontidae. Gene Ontology annotation, molecular function: signaling receptor activity; peptidoglycan binding; oligosaccharide binding. Bases 1 to 528 code for a protein of 175 amino acids. The transcript is spliced from 5 exons. Gene Ontology annotation, biological process: positive regulation of cell population proliferation; response to peptide hormone; antimicrobial humoral immune response mediated by antimicrobial peptide. The record is from RefSeq and is a predicted model, not a curated record.
AUGCUGCCUCCCAUGACACUCCACAGCAUGUCCUGGCUGCUGCUCUCCUGCCUGCUGCUCUUACCUCAGGUGCAAGGAGAAGAUUCCCAAGGCAAAAUGCCCUCACCACGAAUCAGGUGUCCCCAGGGUUCCAAGGCCUAUGGAUCCUACUGCUAUGUGCUGUUUAGAACACCCAAAUCCUGGUUUGAUGCCAAUUUGGCCUGCCAGAAGCGGCCCUCAGGAAACCUUGUGUCAGUGCUCAGUGCAGCUGAAGGGUCCUUUGUGUCCUCGCUAAUCAAGAGCAGUUCAAACACCCACCAAUACGUCUGGAUCGGGGUCUAUGACCCUACACUGGGCUAUGAACCCAAUGGAGGCGGCUGGGAGUGGAGCACCUCUGAUAUACUGGAUUACUCUAACUGGGAGAGGAAUCCUUCUACUUCCUCAGACCGUGGUUACUGUGGAACUGUAUCACGUGCCUCAGGGUACCUAAGGUGGAGAGAUUACAACUGUGAUAUACAGUUACCUUAUGUCUGCAAGUUCAGGGGCUGA